This is a messenger RNA of Aegilops tauschii subsp. strangulata, 1299 nucleotides long. The record is from RefSeq and is a predicted model, not a curated record. NCBI's taxonomy places the organism in Eukaryota, Viridiplantae, Streptophyta, Magnoliopsida, Poales, Poaceae.
AUGGAGAAAGCAGAUUGGUUCCCUGAAGCAGAUGAAAAAUGUUUCCCUGGUGAUUAUGGCAUCAAUGAUGAAGAAGAUGAGCCUGAAGGUGGCAACAAAUUUGGAACAUACACUAUCAUGUCUGACAGGCAAAAGGGCUUGCUUAAGGCAAUAAAUGAGGUAUUCCCUGAUUCACCUCAAAGGUAUUGUCUUAGGCACAUACAUGCAAAUUUUCAAUCUGCUGGAUUUAGAGGCCAGGAACUAAAGAAGUGUAUUGACAAGGCUAGCUACUCCUACAUUAAACAUGGGCAUGAACUAGGCAUGGCAGAGCUGAAAGCACAGUCUGAGGAUGCUUGGAAACGGCUCAAAAAAAUUGAGGUCUCUACUUGGGCUAGGUUUGCUAUGGAUCAUACUUGCAAAACAGAUUUAGUUGUGAACAAUCUAAGUGAAGUCUUCAACAAGAUGAUACUGGAUGUUAGGGCCAAACCAAUAAGGACAAUGUUUGAAGGGAUUAGGACCAAGCAAAUGAUCCAGAGGCAACAAACUAGGGAGAAGUUACAGAUUAGCAGGUGGACAAUCACACCAACCUACUCAGAGAUUUUAGAAGAGAACAAGCAGUAUGCCAAGUAUUGUCAGGCUGACAGAGCUGGUCCAACAAUUUGGCAAGUUACUAGCAAAGAAAAACAGUAUUGUGUGGACAUGGAAGGGUAUACAUGUGACUGCAAGAGAUGGAACAUGACUGGUGUACCUUGCAGUCAUGGCAUAUCUGUACUGACAAAGCAAAAGCUGCAUCCUGAGGACUAUGUCAAUGACUUUUUCAAGAAGCCACUUUAUUUGGAGAUAUACAAAGAAAUUAUAUACCCUGUUCCUGGUCCAGAUUUCCGGCCUCACACAAACACUCCAGACAUUGAACCUCCUGUGUUCAAAGAAAAGGCAGGCAGAAAACAGACUGCAAGGAGGACAGGAGAGUUUAAAGUUCCUGCCCCAAGAGACACCAGUAGGAUGGGAACAAUUACCUGUGGAAAUUAUGGGUUGGAAGGACACAAGGCAGUCUAUGCACCUCCUCCAUCUGCUCCAGUACAAACUCCAAGAGCACCAGCCCCUAGUGCAAGAGCACCAGCUCCUGCUGCAUCAACACCAGCACCACAUGCAAGAGCACCAGCUCCUGCUGCAUCUGCACCAGCUCCUACUACAACAGCUAAAAGGGGUAGGCCUGCAGGUGGAGGGAGACGCAAGGGAUUCAGUGCACCAAGAUCUGUUGCUGCAACUUCAGAUGUUUUGGCUGGUAACAAAAGGAAGAGUUUGCAAGCAGCAGAUUGA